UUUGAGAAUCCUCCGAACUAAUUAAAGUGUAUUUAUUACAUUUACACACCACACACAUUCUCAUAAAAUAAUGCACUCGCACAUACGAUGGACGGAUCGAUGUGACACGAAUACUUACUAUUACAAUCAACUCUUACUGCUGCAUAUUCAUGAAAUGACCCUCUGUUCUCAUUCGUUUAUCUACUGAUUCUUUCUCGGUUGUUUCUAUAAGUCCUUCCUUGUGCGAUCCAUUGUUGACGUGGGGUUUUUUCUUGCAUAUUCCGCUUUGGUACACUUCUGCCAUCCCGCCCUGCUAGCCUUUUUUUACUGGCCAAGACUACUUUUGCGCGGCCAUUUUUGUCUCCUAACGCAGUGAAGGAAAAAGGAAUCCCUCUGUUCCAUGGCACUAUUGCUAUGCAUCUUGCAGCGAAAACGUUAGCACAAAUGUCCAAAAAAACCGUCCGAUAAGAACAACAUUUAUGGUUCCUAUAACUACCUCUCAAAUCAACCGUAAUUCUAUCUACUGCAACAUUCGCGCAACAUACUUAAACAAGAAAGAAAAAACCCAAGGGGUGACGUUGAGAAAUGGCGGCGUACUGCAGCAAGUUCUUCAAGAUCGGGAGCUGCGACGGGCAGAAGGUCGUCGACGGCGAAGUGAUGCCGUUGGUGCUCGAGCCGGCGGACCCGGAGAACAAGGACAUCGAGUCGCUGGUGGAGGCUCUGGGGAACAACAAGGAAUGGUUCGACCAGAUGAUCACCAAAAACAGCGCCGUUUUGCUGCGGGGAUUCGGCGUGGAAAACGCAGUCGACUUCAACGACGUCGUUGAAUCGUGUGACUGGGAGGACAUCCGCUACGUUGGGCCGGCUCCCCGGACCCAUAUUCACAAGCGGAUCUGGACCGCCAACGAGGGCCCCUUGUCCGAGUUCAUCUACUACCACCACGAGAUGGUCCUGAUAAAGGAGUUCCCGAAGAAAGUGAUACUGUUCUGCGAGAUUCCUCCGCCGGAAGGAGGCGAGACGCCGUUCGUGCCAAGCUUCAAGGUGACGGAAAAGAUGCUGAAGGAGUUCCCGGAAGAAGUCGAGGAGAUAGAGAAGAGAGGUCUGAUGUAUUCUUUCUCUGCACCUACUCGAAACACCACUGCUUCCAUGAGAGGCCGAGGUUGGGAGGAUGCUUUUGCUACAUCCGACAAGCAGGAAGCCGAGCGCAGGGCCAAUGCUCUAGGGAUGGAAAUCGAGUGGCUUGCAGAUGGAGGUGCGAAGACGAUACUGAGGCCGAGGGCACUGACGAGGGUGUUCGAAGGGAGGAACGGGAGGAGGAUGUGGUUCAACACUGUGGUGGGGAUGCAUGGGAAGGAGCAGAGCUCGGCAACAAUGGCGGAUGGGACGGAGUUGCCAUUGAAGUUCGUGAAGAGGUGUGAAGAGAUCAUAGAGGAAGAGAGCAUCCAGUUCAAAUGGCAGAAGGGGGAUGUUGCAUUCUUUGAUAACUGGGCUUUGCUUCAUGGAAGGAGGCCUUCUCUGCCUCCGAGGAAAGUGCUUGUCGCCACUUGCAAGUGAGAAUAUGAUCAUCUUAGGGAUAUGGUAAUGCUUCCAUUGUGAAUGGAGGAAUUAGAAGAAAAAUAAAGGAGUCCUGAAGUUUCAUAUAUAUGUUUUGUUUUUCUACCUUUGAUUUUUCCCCUUUCAUUUAGCAAGGGAAGGGAGGAAUUAGAAAAAUAAAGGAGUCCGGAAGUUCCAUAUAUGUUUGGUUUUGUACCUUUGAUUAUGCUUUUCUUUAGGAAAAAAGAGUAAACAAAAUGAAGUUUUAUAUAUGUUUGCUUUUCUACCUUUGAUUGUACUUUACUUCAACAAAAAUAACAUGAAGUUUCAUAUAUUUUUGCUUUCUCACUUCGAUUCGGCUUUCUUUCGACAUAAUAGAGUACGCGCAAAAUUGCGCAUCCGGGGAAUCGAACCCCGGUCAGUACCGUGGGAGGGUACUAUGAUACCACUACACUAGAUGCGCUCCUGAUGGUCAAAACUUAACAAAGUAUUUGUAUUUAUAUACGAAAUGUAGUUCAUAGAAGAGUAGCUAGUUUGUUGGAUUCAUUUUUAUCUCUUUAUGCAACAUUUAUUUCAUUAGUAACUUUCAAAUAAAUGGAAUAUUUUCUUCCUCAAAAAUGAAACGAUUAAAGUACG
This is a messenger RNA of Linum trigynum, 2148 nucleotides long. NCBI's taxonomy places the organism in Eukaryota, Viridiplantae, Streptophyta, Magnoliopsida, Malpighiales, Linaceae. The record is from the annotation of a GenBank genome assembly.